AUGUCGAAUGAAUUUGGUUCAAAAGUAUUCCCCUUGGUAAAUAUGGAUUAUUUGGGCCUUUCUCAGUACGAGAUUGAGAUCAAACGACUUUUCUCACUUGAUCGAGCUUCAUUGAUUAAUCAUCCUCUUGGUGGUUUCCAUGUUGGAGCUGAUAUCACCGCAAACGUGAUUACGCUAAAUGUGACCAAUCAUCGAUUAGGACGACAAUCAUUGAAGGAAACUGAAUCGUUGAAGGAGAACGAUGAUCCGAUUGGCCUUAAAUUUAAUCCGAAAAAGGUCCGUUUCGAUCUCGAAGUUAAAAAAAUAUUUUAUGAUACCAAAGACGAGCAAAGUUAG
Messenger RNA from Dracunculus medinensis (Guinea worm), 336 nucleotides. The record is from the annotation of a GenBank genome assembly. NCBI's taxonomy places the organism in Eukaryota, Metazoa, Nematoda, Chromadorea, Rhabditida, Dracunculidae.